AUGUUGAGGUAUUAUCCUCCCGGAAUAAUAUUAGAGUAUGAAAGAUCAAAUGGAAAGGAAGGAACUAAAACCAUUGAUUUAUUGGGAUUGAAUGAGAGAUCCGACAUUAACUCUGUUGCUGAAGAUAUUGUAGCAAGAGAGCCCUUAAUUCCAAGUAGCAAAACCGAACAAGUGAGGCAAUUAGUGGACAAAUUGGUCCAAAAGAUCUCAUCGUACAAGUGCCGAAAAUUCAAAGAAGAGAAGUCUCUGCAAGCACACAUGCUUCCAUUAACAAAUUGUGCAUUCAACAAGUCCGGUGAUAAGUUUAUUACGGGAAGUUAUGAUAGAACAUGCAAGAUUUGGGACACACAAACUGGAGAUGAAUUGAAAACUCUUGAAGGACACAAAAACGUUGUUUACGCUAUUGCCUUUAACAAUCCAUUCGGAGACAAGAUUGUUACUGGGUCUUUUGAUAAAACAUGCAAGUUGUGGGAUACAGAAAGUGGCGAAUGUUUGUAUACACUGAAAGGUCACGAGUCUGAAAUUGUUUGUGUUUCCUUCAAUCCUGACAGUAGCUUAAUUGCGACUGCAUCGAUUGAUACCACAGCCAAAGUUUGGGACGUGGAGACUGGAAGAGAAAUCUAUUCUUUGUUGGGGCACAAUAAGGAAAUUAUUAGCAUGAGCUUUAACAAUGCUGGAAAUUUCAUUGUGACUGGAUCUUUUGACAACACGGUUCGAGUUUGGGAUGUGAGAAGUUCAGAAUGUGUAUUUAAUUUCCAUGGACACGAAUGUGAGGUUUCUGCAACACAAUUCAACUUUACUGGAGACACAGUGGCAUCGAGCUCCAUUGAUAAGACUAGCAAAUUGUGGAGUCUCCACACUGGUACUUGUGUUCGAACACUCACGGGACACAACGAUGAGGUUAUUGACAUUGCGUUCAAUCCAACUGGAAAUAAGGUUGCCACAGCCUCUCAAGACUGCUCAGCCAGAAUUUACGACACCUUCACGGGAGAAUGUUUGGCAACCAUGUACGGACACCAUGCCGAAAUUUCAAAGGUAUCGUUCAAUCCUCAAGGAAAUAUGAUUAUCACUGCAUCCAACGACAAGACAUGCAGGCUGUGGGACGCAAAGACAGGAAAUUGUUUACAAGUUUUGAGAGGUCACAAGGAUGAAGUUUUCAGUUGCGCAUUUAAUUAUGAAGGAGACACAAUUAUUACAGGAUCAAAAGAUAACACUUGCAAAAUUUACAGAGCCACCGACGAAGAAUUAAAAUAA
Messenger RNA from Naegleria lovaniensis, 1254 nucleotides. RefSeq lists its product as uncharacterized. NCBI's taxonomy places the organism in Eukaryota, Heterolobosea, Eutetramitea, Acrasida, Naegleriidae. The record is from RefSeq and is a predicted model, not a curated record. Gene Ontology annotation, molecular function: protein binding. The transcript has 3 exons. The coding region runs from base 1 to 1254 and encodes 417 amino acids.